GUCAGGUUACUGGGACCGUAAUGCCAUUGCGAGAUCAGAACUUGAAAGCAGAUGGGACUGCCAGAUGCUGCAAUGGAAAUUAUGGAGAGCAUAUAUGAUGGCAAAUCGGUAAUGAUUCUUUACGCUGCUAUAGAUAAAUAUGGCACGCCCUUCUUUUUCUCUCAUAUCAAAAGAGUAGGGAAGCAAAAGGCUGUCAUAUAUGCACUUAUACGGUCUUUAAAAUCUGCCUGUCAUUGAUGAUGGAUGGUAUUUGGUGCUUUAAUGCUUUUACCCCGAACAUUUUACGUUGCUUUCAAGUUCAGUCAAAGUCCAAAGACCCGAAAUUGGGACACGUUUGUAAGAGAAGUCAAGAACCGUUGCUUUUCUUCACCCUGCCUUUUAUCGAUUCUAUUUCCUAGUUGUGUUAUUAUUGUAGCUGGAACGUAAGAAAAAUGUUUGUUAGGAGAAGUUGCGCAAAACCUGUAGUUCUUACUCAUGGUGUAAAAAUUAUUGCACCAGGAGGUUAGGAUUCCUCAAGAAACAGUGUGGCAAGGCGUUGGAUGUACCGAAUGCGAAUCUUCAUCCUGGAAAUGAUUUGGCUCUCCAAAUGUUUAUUGAAAUUUGAUGUGUAGUUUCGUCGCUAGCCAUUAUUUUGU
This is a messenger RNA of Rubroshorea leprosula, 635 nucleotides long. Lineage: Eukaryota; Viridiplantae; Streptophyta; Magnoliopsida; Malvales; Dipterocarpaceae. The record is from the annotation of a GenBank genome assembly.